Messenger RNA from Puma concolor (puma), 1082 nucleotides. RefSeq names its product olfactory receptor 2T1. Gene Ontology annotation, molecular function: G protein-coupled receptor activity; olfactory receptor activity. The record is from RefSeq and is a predicted model, not a curated record. Gene Ontology annotation, biological process: G protein-coupled receptor signaling pathway. Gene Ontology annotation, cellular component: membrane. NCBI's taxonomy places the organism in Eukaryota, Metazoa, Chordata, Mammalia, Carnivora, Felidae.
GGUAUUUUCUUCAGACUUUUACAAGUUUUUACUUAACAAUCAACCUAUAUGUCCUUAUAUUAAUUCCCUGCGAAUAUUCUCAUUUUAUUUGGAAGAUUCUAGGUCACAGCAGCACCAUCAUGGGAUCCAUGGAAGUAUACAACACAUCCUCUACAGACUUCACCUUGAUGGGACUGUUCAACAAGAAGGACAUCUCAGGCCUUCUCUUUGCCAUUGUCUCUAUCAUCUUUUUCACUGCAUUGAUGGCCAAUGGGAUUAUGAUCUUCCUGAUCCACACUGAUUCACGACUGCACACUCCUAUGUACUUCCUUCUCAGCCAUCUCUCCUUCAUUGACAUGAUGUACAUCUCCACCAUUGUGCCCAAGAUGCUGGUUGAUUAUCUGCUGGGUCAAAGAACCAUAUCCUUUAUGGGGUGCACAGCUCAGCACUUCCUCUACCUCACCCUUGUGGGAGCUGAGUUCUUCCUACUGGGCCUCAUGGCCUAUGACCGCUAUGUGGCCAUCUGUAACCCCCUUCGCUACCCUGUCCUUAUGAGUCGCCAGGUCUGUUGGAUGAUCAUAGCAGGUUCCUGGUUUGGAGGCUUUUUGGAUGGCUUCCUUCUAACUCCCAUAACCAUGACCUUUCCUUUCUGCAACUCCCGGGAAAUUAACCAUUUCUUUUGUGAGGCACCUGCAGUCUUGAGUUUGGCAUGUGCAGACACAGCCCUCUAUGAAACAGUAAUGUAUGUGUGCUGUGUCCUGAUGUUGCUGAUUCCUUUCUCUGUGGUGAUUGCUUCUUAUGCCCAAAUCCUGACAGUCCACCACAUGAGUUCAGUUGAGGGAAGAAAGAAGGCAUUUGCCACCUGUUCAUCUCACAUGACAGUAGUGACCUUGUUCUAUGGGGCUGCCAUGUACACCUAUAUGUUGCCACACUCUUACCAUAGCCCAGCCCAGGAUACAGUCUUCUCUGUGUUCUACACAAUCCUUACACCAAUGCUGAAUCCACUCAUCUACAGUCUGAGGAACAAGGAUGUGACUGGAGCUCUGAAGAGGGCAAUGGGCAGGUUCAAAUGUACACAAAAAGUGUCAGGAGCUGUGUUUUGA